Zychaea mexicana is the source of this 825-nucleotide messenger RNA. RefSeq lists its product as uncharacterized. The coding region runs from base 1 to 825 and encodes 274 amino acids. Lineage: Eukaryota; Fungi; Mucoromycota; Mucoromycetes; Mucorales; Lichtheimiaceae. The transcript is spliced from 7 exons. The record is from RefSeq and is a predicted model, not a curated record.
AUGUCGUCAGAUACUAAGCGAGACGUCAACGGCGACGCCUGGAGUCGGCUCGACAACCUCGUGCAGCUCUCAUACUCAGCGACAGAUGUCAGCUUGGUCUUGUCACAGUAUAAGAACCAUUGCUGGCAGCUGCAUGUAUUGAGCGAAAAGCGUAUGUAUCACAUCAAGCUAAACAAUGAAAAAGAACUGGAAGAUGUCAUGGUGCGUCUUGAUUUCAAAGUCUUUUAUGUUUCAUCUCAUCGUGAGUACAUCAACGUGUAUAAUCAACAGCGGCAGCCGAUUGCAUCGUCACCAGACCAGUUUGUGGAAUGGUUUUCGACAAACAUGGUCCAAGGUCACCUGUCGUUUGUAGAAUCGGGCAAACUGAAAAUCGGUGACAAGGAUGAAUGGCUAGAGCUACGAUUGGAACAAGUUGACGACACACGCUGUCGUCAAGAAAUCUCCUGGCAACUGCUGCUAAAGUUUGCUCAACACAUCCAAAAAGAAGGCUGCGUCAUCGACACCCGCCCACUACGAUCGUCGUCGUCGUCGUCUUCAGCACCGUUGAUAAACAAACUGCAAGAAGAAAACACCACUCUCAAAUCCGAACUGGAAAAAGCAUCCAUGCAGCAGAAACAUGCAGCACCCGAUUACGGUGGUGCAUCAUCUUCGAGCCGGCCUCGUUCAAGGCCAGCAGUUCAACCACGGACGGAAGGCAUGAGCCUUAUCAACCCAAGUGUUAAAAAGCGGAAGCGAACACAUGCCGAAUUCGCAGAACCUUCGGCGCAAGUUGGAUGGGACAACGACGCCUUUGACUCCUCCUCAUCAUCAGACGUUGACGGGUGA